CUCCUAUUUCCCCAGCUUCUUCAAGCUUUCAAACGGCUGCAACUCUCUUUCCUUCUCUAAAACGCACAUCAAUGGAUGAGCACAUUGUCUCUGCGAAAAAAGAGGCGCUUAUUGAAAUGGUGAAAUUGGCACAAAAACGAGGAAUGGUAGGUAGUAAAGGAGGCUGGAAAGAUUUUCUAAAAUUUUACGACAAAAAGUUUGGUGCAAGUGUGAGCGACCCUGCCCGAAGGUCUGUUGAUUCAUUGGUUGCAUUUUUGAAAACUUUUACCCAGGAGAAUGAUUUGAAGUUUCUCAAGAAAGUAAUGCAGUGUCACUCCAACCGUGAAGCCAUGGUGACAUUAACAAAGUCUUCCCCGCUUAAUGAAAUCCCCGAACAGAGGCUGGUCAGUAUGACUCUAGGUCAUCCUCAGUACUCGAUCGAUUAUGCUCUACCAUCGUAUGAUGAGGAGUGGAUGGUUGUAAAAUGCAGCAAAAAGUCCAAGGCCAUGAAGUCAACAGUAAUCCUUGCCAUUGAUUGUGAGAUGGUUCUCUGUGAAGAUGGGACUGAAGCUUUAGUAAGGGUGUGUGCUGUGGACCGUAAUUUACAGGUUAAACUUGAUGUAUUUGUGAACCCCAAUAAAGCAAUUGCAGAUUACCGAACUGAGAUAACUGGAAUUUCUGCAAAAGAGUUAGAUGGAGUUACUUAUUCAUUGGUAGAUGUACAGAAAUCCAUGAAGAAGUUAUUAUCAAAUGGAACCAUUUUAGUUGGCCACAGUCUGAACAAUGAUCUUCAAGCACUCAAGUUAGAAUAUACUAGAAUAAUCGACACAUCUUAUGUCUUCAAACGUGCAAAUGGACCUGCUAACAAAAAACCUUCUUUGAGUUUGCUAUGUAAGGGCGUGUUAGGUUAUGAGCUUCGGAAGGAAGGGAGUCCGCAUAACUGUCUAGAUGAUGCUUGUGCUGCUAUGAAACUUGUUCUGGCUAGAUUAGAGCAUGGAGCUGAUGGUGUUAUUCAAGAGGAGGUGAAAGAUGUAGAUUCAGCCAAGCUGCUUCUUCACAGGAUUCCAGUUAAUAUUUCUACCAAAGAUUUACAGAGUGUUAUUCCAGGGGAUUUUGAGAUUGAAUUGAAGACAAGCAAAAAAGUUCGAGAUACAUAUUCUGCAUUUGCAGUUUUCGGAAAUCAGAAAGAAGCCAAUGAAACAUUUGAUAAUCUCCAGGGCAACCUAGAGAAGGACUCAACUGGACGACCCCAAAAAGUCUUCACCUUUGAGCUCGGUACUGGGAAAGCUGCUAGUUUGUGUGUGUGUAAGAUGGCUUGUGAUGAUUCUGUUGACCAAGGUACAUUGAAGAAGAGGUCAUUCGAAGAUGAGGACAAGUUGGGUGCAUUGAAGAAGUCAAGGAAAGACCAGAAUUGUGAACAACUCGAGGAGCCGGAUUUAAGCUUAAAUAAAUGUGAGGCACAUUCAAAAGAGAUUGAAAGAUUGAAGCAAGAGCUAAGACAGAGAGAUCAGGAAAUAUCAAACUUGAACAAAAUAUUAGUCGCACUUACUAGGAAACAAGGACUCUGAACACUCUCAAGCACAAGCAUGAGGCGCUUUUAAUUAAGCCAGAUGAUGCUUUUUCGUUUAAUGGCUUGUCCAUGCUUCAUGAAGCGCCUGAGAGAUGGAUAUAUUUUCAGAAAAGCUAGUAUGAGCACAUGCUGCUUACUUUUGGAGCUUUUGUACCAGAAGGAAUGGAGAAUAGAACAAGAUACACCAUAGUUUUCUUCCUCAUUUUUUUUUUCUCGGCUGUAGAAUAGCUGGAGAUGGCGAAAAUGCAUCUGAAUAGAAAUUUGAACCGUAAUACGGUAUUGAUGAGAAUCAUCAUUUUUGUUGUAUUUAUAUGGAAUGCUAACGCCUAAUCAUCUUGUGACCAUAUUGGUGCAUCUUAUAAUUUCCAUCUUGCUUAUUUAUGUACUUUCGAGUACCAAAGUAAUAGACAAUCCAUUUUCUCUUUCAUGCU
Molecule: messenger RNA, 1980 nt
Organism: Olea europaea var. sylvestris
Lineage: Eukaryota; Viridiplantae; Streptophyta; Magnoliopsida; Lamiales; Oleaceae
Product: small RNA degrading nuclease 1-like
Exons: 12
Coding region: 72-1547 (491 amino acids)
Cellular component (GO): nucleus
Molecular function (GO): nucleic acid binding; exonuclease activity
Source: RefSeq, a predicted model, not a curated record